Molecule: messenger RNA, 2604 nt
Organism: Aspergillus affinis
Lineage: Eukaryota; Fungi; Ascomycota; Eurotiomycetes; Eurotiales; Aspergillaceae
Exons: 7
Coding region: 1-2604 (867 amino acids)
Biological process (GO): transmembrane transport
Cellular component (GO): membrane
Molecular function (GO): N,N-dimethylaniline monooxygenase activity; flavin adenine dinucleotide binding; NADP binding
Source: RefSeq, a predicted model, not a curated record
AUGGAUCGAUCGAAAGAGGUUAUCAUUAUUGGGGGAGGCAUUUCUGGUCUUGGAAUGGCAGUCCAGUUGAAACGUCUUCUUGGGCACAAUAACUUCACCCUCUAUGAAAAGUCGGACAAUGUCGGCGGAACGUGGUGGCACAAUCGUUAUCCUGCUUGUGCAUGUGAUAUCCCGAGUCAUUUCUACUCUUACAGUUUUGCAUUGAAGCAUGAUUGGACUACCAUGUAUCCUGGUAGAGAUGAGCUCCAUGCUUAUUUCUUUUCGGUCGCCGAAAGAUUCAACAUCCUACCGCACUGUCGCUUCAAUGCCAUGUGUAUUGACAUGACGUGGGACAAUUACCGCUCUCUGUGGGUUGUAACUUUCCAGGACACCAACUCCGGCGAGACCUUCAAGCGCGAGGCUCCUGUUGUCGUUAGUGCGAUUGGAACCCUUGAUCGUCCAGCCAUUCCCUCUAUCGAGGGAGCCAAUACUUUCCAAGGGGAGACGUUCCACAGCGCCGAGUGGGUUGACAACUUCAAGCCUAAUGGGAAGAGAAUAACGGUCGUAGGCAAUGGUGCGUCAGCUACACAGUUUGUCCCCGAGCUUGUAAAGUCAGUUGGGCCCAGGGGUAAAGUUACCCAGCAUGUCCGGAGUUCCCACUGGUGGACAAAGCGAGGAAAUCCCACGUACUCCGAAGCGUUCCAGCUCACGUUGAAGUACGUACCGCUUGCCGCACGCCUGUACCGUGUCAUUUUGGCCUGGCAGCUUGAAAGCACUUUCUUUUCAUUCUACAUGGACAGCAAUGGCGCAGCUAUGCGGCAAAAAAUUCGGGAAGCUACCUAUUCGUACAUCGAGGAAGAGGCACCAGCUAGGUACCGAGAAAUCCUCAAGCCGGAUUACGAGCCUGGCUGCAAGCGUCGAGUCAACACUGCUACCUAUUUGAGAUGCUUGCACUCUCCACAAAUGUUGCUCACCAAGGAUGCUAUUGUCAAAAUUGGUCCAAAUUAUGUCGAAACUAGAGGGGGUGAACGGAUCCCAGCGGAUGCGAUUAUCUACGCCACUGGGUUCCAAACACAGAAGUGGUUGUUCCCCAUAAGAAUCAGAGGUAUCGGUGGCAAGGACCUUCACGAUGCGUGGGACGCGUCAGGAGGGGCCGAAGCCUACAAGGGGACUGUCGUGUCUGACUUCCCUAACUUUUUCAUUCUGUAUGGCCCCAACGCCGCGACUGGGCAGCACUCUGUCAUAUUCCACUCCGAAUGUCAAAUCAACUACUCGUGCCGAUUGUUGCGCCCCGUACUCAAAGGCAACACUGACUCAAUCAUGGUCAAACCCGAAGCUCAGAGGCGCGACCUCUCCUGGGUUCAUGGGAAACUGCAGCACCUUGUCUUUAACAGCGGUUGCCAAAGUUGGUGGAUGGACUCCGUCACCAAGAAGAAUACCUUCAUCUACCCUGAUCCCAUGUACAAGUACUGGCUUCGCACUAUAUUUCCCAAUUGGUCAGACUUUACUCUACGCAAAAGCGAGAGACCAUCGAAGAGAUAUCUCGUUCUAGGCUGUCUGGUGGUGGUUGGGUUGACUGGCUAUAUCUCUAUUGGCGUGCAAGGAGGGGACAAGCUCACUCACGAUGCUUGGUCCUGGGGGGUCUUUGGUGGAAUAUUGGAGAAUGAAGACUGGCUGGGCCAGUUCAACCAUCCUUCGGAUUCACAGACUGGUAUCAUCGUCAGCUGCCAUAACCUUGGAUGUUUUGCUGGGUGUCUCGUGAACUACGUGGCUGGGGAAAUAUUGGGGAGACGUCGAACCAUAUGGCUGGCCAUGGCAUUUGUAACUGUUGGAGCUAUCCUCCAAAGCUCAGCCUUUACAGUACCUCAUCUUGUCGUCGGCCGAUUAAUAACAGGCGUUGGUACUGGAAUCAAGACAUCGACUGUGCCUAUGUACCAAUCUGAACUCUGCGAUCAGAGAUCCCGUGGUCGCCUUGUCUCAGCAGAAGUGCUGUUUGUCGACGUCGGGAUAGUGAUUGCAUAUUGGUUCGAUUUUGGCAUGUCAUAUGUUGGAGGCGCCAUUGCCUGGCGCCUACCCGUGGCCGCUCAAAUAAUCUUCGCUCUUGUCGUGGUGAUCCCAGUCAUAGGACUCCCAGAGUCGCCACGUUGGCUGUAUAGACACGGUCUACAUGCAGAGGCGAUGAAUGUUCUUUGCAGAAUGUAUGACAAAGAGCCCUCUGAUUCCUACAUCCUAGCAGAGCGAGAUGCUAUUCUUGCCGCACUGAAAAUUGAGUCAAGAGGCACAAAAACUGAGGGCCUCUUAGCGCUACUAAAGAAUUUUACGGUCGUCAUGAUCACACCUGUAAUCAUCAACCGGCUGCACUGGAAAGCAUAUCUUAUCUUCAUGGCUAGUAAUGCAGCCUUUGUGCCUGCAUUAUACUUCUUCUUCCCGGAAACCAGCAAUCUCAGACUUGAAGAGGUUGAUCUCAUUUUCACGCGGCCUGGUAAUCCUGUGCAAAAGGCUCGGAACAUGGCGAAGGAGAUCAUGAGGUUUGGCCACAUCUCUGAGGAUAUCAGGAGUGGAUUCGAACAUUCCCGCGUCAAUCAUAGAGAGAAAAGCGAGGAGGAGCAUUGCGAAAAUGUUUAG